AUGCAAGCAAUAAUCGAGAAGAGUAAACCAGUUUUACAAAAUGCAGUUGCAUUUGAUCGCGAUGGCAAAAGGCCUGAAGCGAUUCAGAAAUAUAUCGAUGGUGUUACAUUGCUGAUGGAUGGAUUAUCAUGUGAAUAUAUCUCUCUGGACGAUAAGGGAACUUUAAGGGGCAUUAUUUCGAAAUACAUGGCUCGAGCUGAAAAGCUCAAAGGUCAGAGCAAAGUAAAUGUUGUUUCAGUCGAUCGAAUUCAUAUCAAAGAAAAUUCGACUGGCCAUGGCUAUGAGGAAAUUUUUUCACGAUGUUUUGAUGAUUCUGUGACAGAAAUUAGAAAUUUUAUUCAUUUUUGCGAAAUUUGUUACGUAAAUUCACCGAAACUUUCAAAAAUACGGUUGAAAACAUUGCAACAAAACAAUAAUGCGAGGGACUUAAACCAGUUUGGUGAAUGUUUAUCAGAACAUGGUGUUCAACUUCAAAUUAUUUUCGAUGAACAUAUCCACGAUCGUGAAAUUGUGUAA
Dracunculus medinensis (Guinea worm) is the source of this 516-nucleotide messenger RNA. The record is from the annotation of a GenBank genome assembly. NCBI's taxonomy places the organism in Eukaryota, Metazoa, Nematoda, Chromadorea, Rhabditida, Dracunculidae.